Stegastes partitus (bicolor damselfish) is the source of this 2154-nucleotide messenger RNA. RefSeq names its product ALG12 alpha-1,6-mannosyltransferase (gene alg12). Gene Ontology annotation, biological process: protein N-linked glycosylation. Gene Ontology annotation, cellular component: endoplasmic reticulum membrane. The transcript is spliced from 9 exons. Gene Ontology annotation, molecular function: alpha-1,6-mannosyltransferase activity. NCBI's taxonomy places the organism in Eukaryota, Metazoa, Chordata, Actinopteri, Pomacentridae. The coding region runs from base 7 to 1485 and encodes 492 amino acids. The record is from RefSeq and is a predicted model, not a curated record.
GCUGUCAUGGCUGAAAAAAGAACUGUUUUGGGGCUGCCACUGCUGUUUCUGUUAAUUUCUGUGGCUUUCUUGCAUUUAUUAAUAUGUCCGUUUACUAAAGUUGAAGAGAGCUUCAAUUUACAAGCGGCCCACGACAUUCUGUACCACAGACUUGACUUUGACAAGUACGACCAUCAUGAAUUCCCCGGUGUGGUGCCACGAACCUUCCUCGGCCCGCUGUUCCUCUCCACGAUCUCCGCCCCUGUUGUUUUUCUGUCCUCUCUGCUGGAUGCACCAAAGUUCUACACACAGCUUAUAGUUCGAGCCUCGCUGGGAGUUUGUGUAAUCGGUGCACUAUGGCACAUGCAGAGGGAGGUGAGGAGGCAGUUCGGCUCCACAGUCGCCACCCUGUUCUGUCUGACUUGUGCUUCUCAGUUUCACCUAAUGUUCUACAGCACAAGGACGCUCCCCAAUGUGUUUGCACUUCCGAUAGUUCUUUUAGCGUUCACGUCGUGGAUGGCUCAGAAACAUGGCCGGUUCAUCAGCCUCUCUGCUCUGGUCAUCAUUGUGUUCCGCUCUGAGCUCUGCAUCUUCUUAGGCCUCAUGUUACUGAUAUCACUGCUGAGCAGGAGGCUGGGACUGCUGCAGAUGCUGUACUAUGCUGCUCCUGCUGGGAUCUUGUCACUGGCUCUGACAGUUGCUGUUGAUACUUUCUUCUGGAGGAAGCCUCUGUGGCCCGAGGGCCAGGUGCUGUGGUACAACACUGUUCUUAACAAAAGUUCCAACUGGGGAACUUCUCCCUUCCUCUGGUACUUUUACUCGGCGGUACCUCGUGCUCUGGGCUGCACGCUGCUCUUCGUGCCUCUGGGCCUCCUCGACAGGCGAAUGAGGCUGCUGCUGCUGCCCACGGUGGGCUUCAUUCUCAUCUACUCGCUGCUGCCCCACAAGGAGCUGCGUUUCAUCCUCUACACUUUCCCUGUGCUCAGCUUGGCGGCUGCACGAGGCUGCUCCUUCAUUUUGUGCAACUACCAGAAAUCCUGGAUGUAUAAACUGGGCUCUGCAGUGGUGGUCGGCCAGCUGUUGACCAACGCAGUGUACUCGAGUAUUUGCCUUCACGUUUCUCACCACAACUACCCCGGAGGCAAAGGGAUGCAGGAACUACACCGGCUGCUGCCAGACACAGCAGAUGUCUCCGUUCAUAUUGACACUUACGCUGCUGAAACUGGAGUAUCACGCUUCUUAGAGCAAAACACAAACUGGAGAUAUGACAAACGAGAGGACUUGAGCCCCACAAGUCCUGAGAUCAAAACGUACUCGCACCUACUGAUGGAGGCUAAUAUCACCAAGAUACAGCUGCUGCAGGACACCCACCAGCCUCUGGCCUUUAUAGACGGCUUCCGCAACAUCGCCUUCGAUUUGUUUCACUUCCCACCUGUCAGUGUGCGUUUGGAGAGAAAAGCUGUGCUGAUGAGGAGGAAGACUGACGCCAGGCUGCGGACAAAGUGACUCUAACAGGAAUGUGUUUUUUUAAGUGACCAAAAGAUAAUACUGUUUAAAAUCUUGACAAAGAUGUGUAUAAAUAUUUCUACAGGUAUCACAUUCCACAACAAAUACUGGUGAGUUUUUUCUGCAGCAGAUUAUGAUGUUAUAUUUAUACUGUCAGGCUUCUUUUGUGAUGUUUUUCUAUUUUCAUUGAAGGAAACAAGUCGGCAUUCUUAAGUUGAGACCAUUAUGUUACGAAUUCUUUACUUCAAAAUAAGAUCUGUAUAUUUUGUAGAUAAGAGUUCUUAAAUCAAUAAAACUGUGACCACCUUAAAAGCUAACGACAGCAUCUGCAUUCUUGUACAAUAAUAAUCUAAUUUAGAAAAAAAACAUCUGGAAUAGUGUAUAAGGAAAACCUUUAUUUACAAAUGACCACAAAAUUUUUGCAUUUUUCCAGUCUCAAUGCUAAAACAUUUAUCAAAUUAGGUUCAGAAGUUAUUUAAUAUAAAAAUGUACAGUACAUUGUUUUACUCAAUAAUAAACCCAUAAUUUAAUCCCCUGGACAUAAACUUAAAUUGUGCUUAAGAGACAAAUUGUAUAUUCCAAACAACCCCCUUAUUCUGAAAAUACAGCAAUAAUAUACACGAUCUUAUUAAAAACAUUUCAGCAAGUAAAAAAAAAAAAAAAAAAAAA